Camellia sinensis is the source of this 1687-nucleotide messenger RNA. RefSeq lists its product as uncharacterized. Gene Ontology annotation, molecular function: protein binding. Lineage: Eukaryota; Viridiplantae; Streptophyta; Magnoliopsida; Ericales; Theaceae. Gene Ontology annotation, cellular component: plasma membrane. The record is from RefSeq and is a predicted model, not a curated record.
CAACUUUUUUAAUACUUAAAACUAUGUGGUUCACACUGUUUAAGUCUUCAUAAAUACUUAGCAUUUGGUACAAAAACAUAGCAUCGAGUUGACCUGAGAGGAAAAAAAGAGAGAUGGAGCAGAGGCUCUGCGAAGCAGCAAUUGAUGGAAAUGUAGAAUCAUUGGAUGAAAUAAUUGGAGCAGACCAGCUUAUUCUGGAUAAAGUAGUGGUAGGAUGCAUCAAUCCAAAUCCACUCCACGUGGCUACUACACUUGGCCGCACACAGUUUGUGCAACGCCUUGUGCAUCUCAAACCAGAGCUUGUUGAAGUUUUAGAUUCGAGAUAUCGGUCUGCCCUUCACUUGGCAACCACUAAGGGCCACUUUGAUAUUGUGCAAGCUUUAGUAAGAGUAAGAGAGGGUCGUCAGAUGUGCCUAGCUCGUGAUCGAGACGGUAAAAAUCCUCUUCAUAUCGCCGCCAUGGAAGGCCAUGGGAGAACCUUGGAAGUGUUGGUUGGGACCAUUCCCCACGCAGCUCGAGUAAGGCUGGACUCAGGCGAGACCAUUUUACAUUUAUGUGUCAAGCACCAGCAGUUAAACACUUUGAGCCUCCUGCUGCAAGAUUCCAGAUCCAGAGUUUGUUAAUGCCAAGGAUAAUGAUGGUAACACCAUUUUACACGUAGCUGUUUCGGGUCAACAAUUUGAGAUUGUGAAACAUGUGCUCCAGAAUACCAAAAUAGAUGUAAAUGCAACAAAUGCUUAUGGCCACACGGCAAUGGACAUUCUAUUUCUAGCACAAAAUGGAGCAGAUUCGGAAGGCUUGCACGGUAACAUUGAAGAUUUCCUUCGAAACGCUAAGGCUAAAAGAGCCAAGGAUCUCGUACAGGGUGAGUGGAUAUCAAAGAAAAGAGAAGCAUUAAUGAUUGUGGCAUCACUUAUUGCAACAAUGGCAUUCCAAGCUGGGGUGAGCCCUCCGGGUGGUGUUUGGCAGGACGAUUCAAAUGGACACAGAGCUGGGGAAGCUGUAAUGGCUUACAAUUAUGUAGACUCAUACCCAUACUUCCUCCGUGCUAAUACGAUAGGGCUCGUCUCGUCUUUAAGCAUAAUCUUAUUGCUUAUUAGCGGAUUGCCAUUCAGGAAAAGGUCGUUUAUGUUGGCUCUGGUAAUGAUCAUGUGGUUGACAAUCUCAUCCAUGGCAUUUACUUAUGCGUUUUCUAUUGUCGUGGUUACACCAAAGAAAUACAGAAAGUCACUUACUAGCACAAUUGUAGUUGCAGUCAUAGUGUGGUGCAGUGUGAUGGCACUUCUUCUGUUAGUGCACACAGUUCACUUGAUAAUGAAAAUGCUCGGAGAGCGACGGAGUAGAAAUAAAGCCAUGGAAAGGAUCUUCAACUUUGGCAUAAAUCAACCACACAGUGGACAACCAAGAGCACGUCCAAAUUUAGUUAAAGAAAUCCAGCUCAACAUUUGAUCUUUCAUGCUCUUGGUGCGGAUUUCAUUAAAAAUAAAAAUAGCCCUACUCGAAUAAAGAGUUUCCUAUGCAAAAUGUAUUGACAAGGUUGUGUCCCAAGGCUUCAGUUUUGUAUAUGUAAGUGAUGCAUCAGUAUUUAUCAUUGUAUUGUGUUUGUUUCCAAAACUACCAUGCUAUUGUUUGCUUGCAAAUGCUAGUAAGAAAAUUGGUCUCAUUCAUUGAGACUCCAUUCAUGAAA